CACGCACGAAACUACUCGUACGCAUUUUCAAUUGCCGCGGCAUAGGUGUGAGCGGGACAACCGGUUGUUUGGCAUGCGUACUUUGCUCUGCCAGGGCAUAAACGAGUACAGCUUCGAUACACGUCGUUUGGCAAAAAGCGUAUCAGCCAGCGAUGAAAAAAAAUAAAUGAGGAAAAAAUUGUGCGAAGUGAGAACAUUGAGACGAAGUCCAUGCCAUUGUGUAAGACGAAAAAAAUUAACAAUUGUGUGUACAUCGUGCAAAACGGUUAGAUUCGAGUUGUCGUCGAAUCGGAACGUACCUUCAACGGAAGAUCCGGUAGAAAAUUGAAAGGGAAAAGCGAAUCAGGAAUCGGCGUGCGAGCCCCUUGGCUACCAUUGGAGCUCCACUCGGGACGUGUGGAACCGAUGCGAAUGCAUCACCAUCACCAGGAAAAGCAGCAGGAGCAGGAGAAACAGAACUGGCCAACGGCAUCGAAACUACUAUGGCACCAGCGCUCACAGCCGAGCCAUUAAGUACCAAGGAGAAGCUAACCAGCGCAGCAUCGCCUUCGGUGGUGGUGAAGAAACCAGCGACACCAACGCCGGCAACGGCCACAACGCGUGUGACGCGUUCCUCCAAGGAGGCGGCCGCCUCAGCAGCAGCGGCAGCUGCCAAAGCUGCGGCUGUAGUCAUCCCGCAACGCGUUCCAUCGAGCAGAAUCAGCAACAACAAGCGUAAAUUAAGCGUCGGCAACAACAGCAGCAGCAACAAGCAACAAAAUAAUGAUCCAAUGGGCCUAAGCACAGCUCCUACCCCACACACAACAACAACAACAACGACCACUGGAUCGGGGGUCGCAGAAGCCGAAGCCGAAGCAGCAACAGGAGGAGGCGUACCACCCAUCGUUGACGCCGCUGUGGCAUCAACCAGUGCUACGGGGCUCCUUGAAAGUCAAUCGCCUGCUCUCCCACAAAGCGAUACCGAAAGCACUGACGUGCCUUCUGUAACGCCUACCAUCGAGAACAACAACAACAACAACAAUAGUGGUCGUAGUCCAAGGAAGGACAAUUCCACGGUACAGCUGCUGGCAGGUCUGACCAGCAACUUUGAGGAGACGAUCUCGGCUGAGAUCUGUCUGCGCAAGACCCUACCCGAAGUGAGUCUCAGCAAGGAGCCAGCAGCACCAUCCGCUGUGGCAGAAACUGUAGUUGUAGCAGAAGUUGAAGCAGAGGUAGUAGUCGUAGGGGAAUCCACAACGGGUGAGCCACAAAUCGAUCUGCUUGAGCCGAUGGAAUUGGAGCAACCAGCGACGACGACGUCGGCGCCAUUAGAGGAGUUGCCAAAGAUCGCAACGGAUGAUAUAGAGGAGCGCCUCAGCCAGUUGGAUGGCAAUGCUAGUGCCAUUUUGCCUGCAGUGAAGGAGCAAGAGCCGGUGCAGGAGCAGGUGGAUGUGGAAAUGGUCGAUGUGGUGGAUGUGGUGGAAAUGGUGGUUCCAACAACUCCCACAACGCCCAGCCGGCAACAGGUGCAACAGGAUCCAAGAUCCGAGUCAUUGCCCGGUAGCCUGGCCUCGCCGCUGCCGGGCCAGAGGCAAUCCACAGCAUUGAAUGCAUCACAGUUGACGCCUCAAAGUACUUCCAGUUCCACAAAUUUUCUCAAAGAUGCAGGAGGCGGCGAGGGGCUGGAGGACACCGACAUCGAGGAGGUCCUCAAGGCGCUCAAAACCUUUGAGGGCAAUCACGUCAUCAAUUCGGACAUUAAUCCGGACAUGUGUGAUUUCAAUUUCUUCAACGAGGUGUGGGAGGAGCAGCCGUCAGCGACAGCUUCGGCCCCUCACCCAUCCGUAACUCCACAGUAUCAGAAUCCCAUUGGCGGCACCAUCGGCAGCAGCAGCAGCACCCCUCAUGUCCUACCAGCAGAAUCCAUGGCGGAGGGUCAAAAAUCAAUAGAGCAGCAGCAACAAAUUCUCACGCGAAAGAUCGACCAUCUGUUCCGGCGAAUGCGGAAGUUCCAGGCGCGCUAUAUGUGCAGUCACACCAGCGAGGAGGUGGCUGGGAUUAUGGAAUGGGCGGCACGCACCUCCCACAAGACCCCGAAUCCUGUGAGAAGUGAUACGCUCAGCGAGCAGGAGACCACCGUGCUGUCGAUCGUCUCCGGGCGACCGAAGCCCGACUUUUGGGAAGACCAAAAGAAGCAUCCCGUGCCAGCCACCCAGAUGGGCAGCCUCCUUCGUAGCAUCGAAACGGCUGCACGGCACCAGCAGAUCUGUCAUACGCCCAGCGGCAGUUCCGCCACAUUGGCCCCAUCCUCGACAUGGUACAACAGUGCCGGCAGCACUGCAGCAGUGCCUGCCAAGGUACGUCGUGGCAAGAACCUGCUGGAUACAUCAGCAGCCGCCACUUCAACAGCAGCAUCGUCGGCCGCGGCCAUCGAACAGAAAGCGCCCGGUUUGCAUGAGAUUAUACCCUGCUUUGACACACAUAUAACCAACGAGCUGACCCACGUCUCUGGGCUGCUGCACAAUGAGAUGCGGGAGAUACAGAACGCCCUCGAUUCGGAUGCAACAGAGUCCAGCUCUGGCGGCGAGUCUGCCGACGAGAUGGUCAUCUACAACAACACCCAUCAGAAGCCGCUGACGAUCGCCCGUCGAGCCGUGUGGACAUACUCCAAAGAUCGAGCCAAUAUUGCACUGCGCUGGUCCUGGCUCUGCUCACAGAUGGCCGAGUUGGAGGGCAGGAAACGCCAGUAUCGUGAUCUGUAUAUGGAUUUGAAUCACUCAAAGGGCGCCGUGGAGCUGGAGCAGAUGCAGGUGCAGCAGCCGGCGAAUGGCUACAAGGAGGAGCCAUCCAGCGAAUAUCAAUGCUGCCGCGCCCGACCCCUGAUGCUGUCCAAGUUUCGGAAACGCAGUCUGUUCCAAACCACGGGCAUUCACACGAUUUCCAAGAAGGCCGCUCGCCCCAGCAACAUCAAAUGCGGCUGCCAGUGGCCACAGAUACCGUGUGCCCUGUGCACGGGCCGACCAGAUCCGACAGCGCCGCGCGAAUUGGCCGAAAUGAUGAUGCCGGCAAAUCGAGUGGCGCUCCUCGAUCCGGGCUAUCAUCCAGUGCUCAGCUUUGACACGGAUGUCACACAAUCUGUGCAUUUUGAGGCCAUUUGCCGGCAAUCGGACUGGCAGCAACGUAUGUCGCGCUGCCAGGCCAAGACCGUUGUCAAAGGUGUCUAUAAGGCGGAACGCGAGGCCAUUGCUGCCAGCAAUAGUGCUGCUCGUCGUCCCGGCGACCUGAUCAAGCGUCGCUACAUACGACGCAAAGAGCGCAACAACAAUAAUAAUAAUUCAAACUCAAAUAAAGAUGCAGCGGCAGCCGGCACGGCAGCGACGGGUCUAGGGGACAGCGGAAACGGUACAGCAACUUCUACUUCUUCUACGCCUUCUACAACGCCACUUGUGGCCAACAGUAAAUUAUUCAGCUGCGAGCAGGAAGCAGCAGCAGGCGCAUCAGCCACCAACUGGAGUGAACGGCUCCAGAUUGCCGUGGCCCGACUCUCGCCAACGCCAACGACAGCGCCUCCACAGUCCCUCCUCAGCAUCUCAGAUCUCGAACAGCGACGCUAAGCGGCGACGCAUAUCCAAAAACAACAGAAACAGCAGCAACAGCAACAGCAAUUCCAACACACUAAA
This is a messenger RNA of Drosophila persimilis, 3659 nucleotides long. Its product is annotated as mucin-5AC. Gene Ontology annotation, cellular component: NSL complex. NCBI's taxonomy places the organism in Eukaryota, Metazoa, Arthropoda, Insecta, Diptera, Drosophilidae. The transcript has 6 exons. The coding region runs from base 483 to 3593 and encodes 1036 amino acids. Gene Ontology annotation, molecular function: histone acetyltransferase binding. The record is from RefSeq and is a predicted model, not a curated record.